UCAAAUUUUAAAAUUAAAAAAUCAGAUUUUUACACAACAUGACUUCCUUGUGUGGAAGUAGUAACCCACGGUAACCGGCCGGCGGAAGUGACGUCACAGAAAAGGGGCGUGGUCGCCGCCAUCUUGAAUCACGUGACAACCGGAAGUGACGUAGAUGGAAGGAAUGACGUAGACGGAAUGACAUCAUCAAAGUUUCGUUUUUAUGGUGUGUCAACGAUCUUUUCAAAGUUUUUUAUUUUUUGUGGCAACGACACUAUUUUUUAUGUUUGUGGCAACGAACUCUUGAACCACGUGUUUGGAAUGACAUCAUCUAUUUCUUGUUGCGACAUGUUGCUUUACAAAAUGGCGUCUGCCGUAUCACACCUUUGUAUGCCUCCGCUGAGGUGUAUGGAUACUUUUCUGUGAACCAAUCAGAUUCUUUGAAAUAUGACCUCACCGUUUCUUAACCAAUCACCGUUCAGAUGAAAUAAAGAGUUCCUGCCCGAUAUAAGGCUAUCCCGAGCAACGUUCCGCAUUUCUUUCCUGCUGUCGCCUUGAGUGUACGCACAUAUUUUGCUUGGACUAUCAUUGUUAAUUUCAUCAGAUUUUUGUUUCUUCAUCGUUUUAAACAUGAAUCCUGGACAGCCACGAAACCACAUCGCUGCAGAGGUAAGUUAAGUUUUUUUUUUUUCAAAAACAUACUGUUUUUAGAGUUUCAAUCUAUAGGAAAGUUUAUUUUUGAAUUUGCAAUGUGUGCUUAAUUUGCCUUUACUUUUCAGACGGAAAACCUGCCUGAGAAAGAAUCCAUGCCUUUGAAUGAUAAAGUGGAGGACUGCAAUCUUUUUCGAACGCGAGAUAUCCCUUGCACCAAAAGGAAGGCAGAAGAAACAAGCCAUUUCGAGAAAAAACGCAAAGGACUUUUUACUGAAGACACUAUUCCAGAGGAGCUUACUUACAUGGGAAACAAUGUCUUUGUGGGACCCAGCAUUUACAAGGGAAAAGUUACUGUGCACAUUCGAGAGUAUGCUAAAUAUGGCAAAUCGUACUAUCCGACAAGACUAUCCGACAAGACAAGACGUGGAGUGAACUUUGAGCCAUGGUGUUUGAAUGUUCUCGCAACCAACAUGACAGUGGAGGAACCAGACCUGCUGACACUGAAUCUGGAAUUGCCCAAGAAUUUUGUGGUCACGUAUAAAGAUUCUUACUUUACUUUGAAGCAACUUCGACAGGAGAGGCAAAAUGUAGCCUCAGCAUUACGACUGCGCAAUGGGAAGAACUGAUGACCAACUUUAGCCGUAUCAGUGACAUUGUCACCA
This is a messenger RNA of Stegodyphus dumicola, 1295 nucleotides long. RefSeq lists its product as uncharacterized. Gene Ontology annotation, biological process: regulation of DNA-templated transcription. Gene Ontology annotation, molecular function: DNA binding. The record is from RefSeq and is a predicted model, not a curated record. Lineage: Eukaryota; Metazoa; Arthropoda; Arachnida; Araneae; Eresidae.